This is a messenger RNA of Patiria miniata (bat star), 559 nucleotides long. RefSeq lists its product as uncharacterized. The coding region runs from base 22 to 510 and encodes 162 amino acids. Lineage: Eukaryota; Metazoa; Echinodermata; Asteroidea; Valvatida; Asterinidae. The transcript is spliced from 4 exons. The record is from RefSeq and is a predicted model, not a curated record.
AUCUACUGAUCAGUCGCCAAAAUGCUCCGAAUCCUGUUUUCAUGUCUGAUGCUUAUCAGUCGAGUGGAGAGUAACUGGGAAGCUAAAAACAGUAACCCAUCUGGUGCAAAUCUGGGAUUCAGUCUCAUCAAUAUGACAUGCAACGACGCUAUGGAUUUGUGUCAACACUAUUUUAUUCUGCCCCUCUAUAGUCACAAGGUCUUAGCAGUUUUCGAAUACACGAAGAACCCUUACAAACUCCAGGUCGGUGUUCGAGAAGGGAUACAAAGCAGAGACUGGAGAUUUUUCCAGGACGACUGUGAUGGGAAGUAUCGAUGGUGCGAAUCCGUCGACUCUGAAGCGAGUUGGGACUACGACGAAUCGUGGAGAUACACGAUUUGCUUCGAAAACUCCUUUGAUGAUAUUUCGAUACCCGAAGGAUGCGCUAAGCCGCUUGCCGUCGUAACUUAUGACAGUCAUCAUUACGAUGACAAAGUGCGCGGUCAGCAGAUGCUGCUCUGUCUGCCCUAGUUUGCAUGGUUGUAAUCAAAUCAUCACAGGUCAUAGUAAGCAGGAAUGU